CAAUGAUUCACUCCUCUUGAGUCGACCUUCCUGCCGGCCGCCGGGAUCAAAUAUAAAACUCAAGUCAGCGUCAGUCUUGAACCGCAGGGACGCCUGUCUGGACUUCACUCUUCACCUUCCCUCAGACCCGAUGCUGGUUUCCCCUGGAUGUGGAAUGGAUCAGAGUCAUGGCUCACAGUAACCAGCGUUCAACUUCCUCCCCUUCUCACGAUGAGGUCAACCUGGGCCCCUCAGCCGACCCUCAUGCCAAGCCAACAGACUUUGACUUCUUGGCUGUCAUUGGGAAAGGAACCUUCGGAAAGGUCCUGCUCGCCAAACUCAAAUCCACCAACAAGUUCUACGCCGUCAAAGUCCUGCAGAAGAAAGUCAUCCUGAAGAAGAAGGAGCAAAAAAACAUCAUGGCGGAGCGAAACGUGCUGCUGAAGAGUCUGAAACACCCGUUCCUGGUCCGCCUGCACUACUCUUUCCAGACCUCAGAGAAGCUCUACUUUGUGCUGGACUAUGUGAAUGGAGGCGAGCUUUUCUUCCACCUGCAGAGGGAGCGCUGCUUCUCUGAGCCCCGGGCUCGGUUCUACAUCGCAGAGGUGGCCAGUGCCAUCGGCUACCUCCACUCCCUCAACAUUGUUUACAGAGAUCUGAAGCCAGAAAACAUUCUCUUGGACUCGCAGGGACAUGUGGUGCUGACAGAUUUUGGCUUAUGCAAAGAAGGAGUGGAGCCAGAGGGAACCACAUCAACCUUCUGUGGGACUCCAGAAUACCUGGCCCCAGAGGUUCUGCGGAAAGAACCGUACGACAGGACGGUGGACUGGUGGUGUCUGGGAGCUGUGCUCUACGAGAUGCUAUACAGUUUGCCUCCGUUCUACAGCCGUGAUGUCGGAGAAAUGUACGAAGGAAUCCUCCACAAACCUCUGCCGCUGCCUCCAGGGAAGUCUGAAGCCGCCGUCUCCUUGUUGGCCGGCCUCCUGCAGAAAGACCAGCACCGGCGACUGGGAGCCAUCGCUGACUUUCUGGAAAUUAAGAACCACACAUUUUUCACUCCCAUCAACUGGGACGACCUUUACCACAAGAGGAUCACCCCGCCCUAUAACCCCAACGUGAGAGGCCCGGCGGACACGCAGCACAUCGACCCCGAAUUCACCAGAGAAAUGGUCCCGAGCUCAGUGAGCCGGACCCCGGAGCUCAACGCUGGUACCAGCGCCGGUAACGCCUUCAAUGGAUUCUCCUUUGUUUCCUCAGAGGACAGUUUUCUGUGACCCACUUUGGAGCUCACUAUUUAGAUCCUGGUGGUCACACUGAGCUUGUGUUGCUCCCAAAGGAUCACAACUGUGGGGAGCUGGUGAUCGGUGGUUCUGAGGUCGGGAUCUUGAGGAGAAACAUGACCUUCAUGUUGCAACAAAGUUCUAAAGUAACAUUAUUUCUACCUGAAUGGUUAAAAUGGUGACACUAUUUGUUUGUCAAGAGUUAGUGAAAACGAUAUGUAUGUACUUUAUGACUGUAAAAUGUUUGAAAAUGUUGAGAAAUUUCCAUGAAGGCAAAAAGAAUGAUUCAUAUUUGAGAUUCAAGAGUUGCGACCUCUACACCGGCUCUCGUAGUCGCGCUCCAAUUCCAUUUUUCCAGUGACCUCUGCAGUGUUUAUCACCUGAGGGAUCUUAUCAAGCGUGAUAAAAGGUGGCGCAGGGUCCGGCUCGCUGCUAUCGCCGGCACAAUGUCUGUGUUUGUGUGUACAUAAGAAGCUUGUUAAUAAA
This is a messenger RNA of Synchiropus splendidus (mandarinfish), 1745 nucleotides long. RefSeq names its product serum/glucocorticoid regulated kinase 2a (gene sgk2a). The transcript has 13 exons. Lineage: Eukaryota; Metazoa; Chordata; Actinopteri; Syngnathiformes; Callionymidae. The record is from RefSeq and is a predicted model, not a curated record. Gene Ontology annotation, biological process: protein phosphorylation. The coding region runs from base 168 to 1253 and encodes 361 amino acids. Gene Ontology annotation, molecular function: ATP binding; protein serine/threonine kinase activity.